Porites evermanni is the source of this 1413-nucleotide messenger RNA. The record is from the annotation of a GenBank genome assembly. Lineage: Eukaryota; Metazoa; Cnidaria; Anthozoa; Scleractinia; Poritidae.
AUGGAUGGCAGUUUUGCCAAGCGGUAUUCAUUGCCAUUUGAGGGUGCAGCUCUAAGGUCCUCGUCCGCGAACAACUUGCCAACAAACUCGACCGCUGGACUUCACGAGCACAAGAAAGACUCGCCGUUAGGAAUGAAUCAUUUGCUUGACUCAGGAAGCCAUCUUUCGUCGAUCAGAUUUGCAGCAGCGCACAGAGCACAAGCCGAAGCUGUCGCUUUCGAUCAAAAACCGCCUGGGAUGUCGUCGCAGCAGACUCUAUACCAUUCGUUUCCUGCGUAUCGUCAUGUUUCUGCUCAAGGCUUCCCACCUCACGAGUUUAUCCAUCACCAGGACUCGCACUUAGGCUCUGCUAACAUAGCGAGUUCUCACUCGUUGGCUCUUCACGACCCCAUCGCUUCCAACACGCCCAAUUACUCACAUAGGCACAACAUGUUCAGUUCGCCACCAACCGCUCCAAUUCACGGAAACAACAUAAACUACCAUCACGCAGUGACGCAUAAAGGCUUAGAUGUCACGAGCAAUCCGCAUAUACACUACGGAGCUCUUACGCCGGGGCACGAGGUAACAUCUCCACAUCAUGGAAUGCCUCCGGUUCUCAACAAUCAGCUCAGGUACCGCGGAGACUUUUAUUCGCGAACAGAUCGCUUUGCACAAGGCGGUCUCGGAAGCCCUUUCUUGGAUCAUGGACCUCCAGGUUAUGGAGGGCCAGGAGGACCCGGAAUGUAUCACCUUCCUCUAAUAAAACAGCCCACAAACCAAAUACUUACCUGUCUUUGGGUAGACCAGAACCCAGUGCAAGGAAAACGGAAGCCUUGCGGUAAGCAGUUCACCAUGAUGCCAGAUCUAGUGUCGCAUAUCUCGGACGAGCAUGUAAGUAUCAAUGAUUCCAACCUCCACGUUUGCUACUGGCAAGAGUGCGUGAGAAGCGGACUACCCUUCAAAGCAAAAUACAAGCUGGUCAAUCAUAUUCGAGUCCAUACUGGAGAGAAACCUUUCCCUUGCCCCUUUCACGGCUGCGGGAAACUGUUUGCUAGGUCUGAAAACCUAAAGAUUCACAAGAGAACUCACACGGGUGAGAAGCCAUUCGAGUGUGAGUUCCCUGGCUGCGAUCGUCGCUUCGCCAACUCGAGCGACCGGAAAAAGCACUCUCACGUGCAUACCUCAGACAAACCGUACAUCUGCAAAAUCGAAGGGUGCAAUAAGAGUUACACACAUCCCAGCUCACUAAGAAAACACAUGAAACUUCACGAGACCGGUGGACUCAGGCCAUUGUCGCCGCCUAUUUCUCAAACAAACGGGCAGCGGGAUAGUAUAAGUUCAGACAGGGACAGUCCUAUAAAACCUUCCGCUAGAACGCCUUCUCCAAGAGGGCGAUCGAACACUGAGAACAGCACAGAAUGGUACUCUUGUUAG